AUGCCCCGCUUCCCACACCUCCUCCACCGCCUCCUCUGCAUCUCCCUUCCCCCCCGCCCGCCCCCCAAGACCGAUCCCUACACCAUAAGCCACCCCUACAAUGCGCACGCCGCCCCCCUCUCCUCCUACCGCCGGGCCACACCUCCGCGCCGGCGGCCUACUUGGUACACCCGUCGUCCCUCCGGCUCUACUCAGUACACCCCCACCCAAUUCUCCCAGAAGCUCACACACAACCCCUCAACACGCCUCACGCACCGCUGCUCAACCCUCAGCUUCACCUGCGCCGGCCUGGCCCCCACCUCCUACCACGCCUCGACCGCCUCCACCGCCGAACAAGACCAAGUCUCCGCCGCGCUCUUCGCGCGCCCCGACAGCGGCUUCGGAAACUGGCUGCCCGUGCAGGGGAGCACGGUGCUGUGCCGCGAGUGCGAGCUGUUCCCCGCGCUGACGAGUUGUGGCGGGCUGUGUAAGCAUUGCGAUAAGACUGCUAAAGCCCGCCCGCGGCGGCCAGUGAGCGAUGCGUGGACGAUCUCGGCGUAUGAGCGGGACUCGUUCUGCGGGACCCGUGGCUCGUUCUACGAGAUAGAUGAGAGGGAUUCGUUUUGUGGGCCCGGGACCUGGGGGCUGGAGGAGGAGGAGGUGGAGGAGGAGGAGGUGGAGGAGGAGGAGGGAGGGGAGGUGAUGGUAGAGGGGGGGCUGGACUCGCCGACGCUGCCGUAUGAGCGCUUUUUCACGAUUGGGUCGCAGCCGCCGGUGCCGCCGCCGACGCCGCCAUUGGUGGUUGUGAAGCGGGGGCGGCCGGAGGAGGAGGAGGUGGGGAGUAUCGAUUUCAAGUCGAGUUAUUAUGCUAGGUUGUAUCGGGACUGGAUCUCGGUAUCGUAG
Morchella sextelata is the source of this 882-nucleotide messenger RNA. RefSeq lists its product as uncharacterized. The coding region runs from base 1 to 882 and encodes 293 amino acids. The transcript has a single exon. NCBI's taxonomy places the organism in Eukaryota, Fungi, Ascomycota, Pezizomycetes, Pezizales, Morchellaceae. The record is from RefSeq and is a predicted model, not a curated record.